CAGCUGUUGGCCGAGUGGACAGAGACCUUCCCACGGGACUUCCAGGAGGAGUCGACCAUCGGGCACCUGAAGGACGUGGUGGGCCUCAUUGCCCCCUGUGACAAGGCAUACUGGAAGAGGAUGCAGCAGCUCCUGCAGGCACUGCACCAGAGGCUAGCAGUCCUGGGCCAGGGCCCAGAAGGUCUGGUGGGCGCCGACAAGCCCAUCUCCUACAGGACCAAGCCGCCGGCCUCCAUCCACAGGGAGCUCCUUGGCAUCUGUAGUGAGCCCUACACGCUGGCCCAGCAGCUGACCCACGUGGAGCUGGAACAGCUGCGACACAUCGGGCCUGAAGAGUUUGUCCAGGCUUUUGUGAACAAGAACCCUCUAGCCAGUACAAAGCCUUGUUUCAGUGACAAGACUAAUAACCUGGAGGCUUACAUGAAAUGGUUCAACAGAUUGUGCUACCUCGUGGCAACCGAGAUCUGCAUGGUGAGUAGAAAAAGAAACAGGGCCCAGGUGAUCGAGUUCUUCAUUGAUGUGGCCCGAGAGUGCUUCAACAUCAGCAACUUCAACUCUCUGAUGGCCAUCAUCUCGGGCAUGAACAUGAGCCCUGUCUCCAGGCUGAAGAAGACCUGGGCCAAACUGAAGAUGGCCAAGUUUUUCAUCCUCCAGCACCAGAUGGACCCAACAGGGAACUUUUGCAACUACAGGACAGCCCUGCGAGGGGCUGCCCACCGCUCCCUGACCGCCCACAGCAGCCGGGAAAAAAUCGUCCUUCCCUUCUUCAGUUUGCUCAUCAAAGACAUCUACUUCCUCAACGAGGGCUGCGCCAACAGCCUUCCCAAUGGAUGCGUCAACUUUGAGAAAUUUUUGGAGCUGGCCAAGCAGAUUGGAGAGUUCAUCACAUGGAAACAAGUGGAGUGUCCCUUCGAGCAAGACCCCAGCAUCACCUACUACCUGUACACCGCCCCCAUCUUCAGUGAGGAUGGUCUUUAUUUGGCUUCUUAUGAAAGUGAAAGCCCAGAGAACCAGACAGAAAAAGAGAGGUGGAAAUCUCUAAGAUCUUCUAUUUUGGGGAAGACAUGAGAAGCGCUGAGUGGAAGGAGAGGAAGAGAUGGAGGCAGCAGAAGCCUUCUGCAGCCCUGCCCCAGAUGGCCCCAUGGGCAGAAGCAGAGGCAGUGCCUCACUGUUUUGCAAAC
Molecule: messenger RNA, 1181 nt
Organism: Nycticebus coucang (slow loris)
Lineage: Eukaryota; Metazoa; Chordata; Mammalia; Primates; Lorisidae
Product: ras-GEF domain-containing family member 1C-like
Exons: 11
Coding region: 121-1068 (315 amino acids)
Biological process (GO): Ras protein signal transduction; positive regulation of GTPase activity
Cellular component (GO): plasma membrane
Molecular function (GO): guanyl-nucleotide exchange factor activity
Source: RefSeq, a predicted model, not a curated record